AUGGAGAAGCUGGAAAGCCAGCUCCUGCCUGGGAACAACUUCACCAACGAGUGUAACAUUCCUGGGAACUUCAUCUGCAGCAACGGCAAGUGCAUUCCUGGCGCCUGGCAGUGUGAUGGCCUGCCGGACUGCUUUGACAAGAGCGAUGAAAAGGAAUGUCCAAAAGUAAAAUCCAAGUGUGCACCAACCUUCUUCCCCUGUGCAAGUGGCGUCCAUUGUAUCAUUGGGCGUUUCCGUUGUAAUGGAUUUGAGGAUUGUCCAGAUGGUAGUGAUGAGGAGAACUGCACAGCAAAUCCCCUCCUAUGCUCGACAGCCCGCUUCCACUGUAAGAAUGGCAGGUGUAUCGACAAAAGCUUCCUGUGUGACGGAGUCAAUAACUGCCAGGACAAUAGCGAUGAGGACAACUGUGAGAUCUCUCCAGAAGACAGUCUGGAUGGUGACCGUGAAUAUGUCACAUCCGAUGUCCGCUUCCCAUACUACCCAAGCGUCAUCUUCGCCAUCAUAGGCAGCUCGGUGGUCUUCAUCCUCCUGGUGGCCCUGCUCGCCAUGAUGCUGCACCAUCACCGCAAGAGAAACAACCUGAUUGGUCACGUCACGCCACCCCUGCACCGCCUGCAGCACCCACUGCUCCUGUCGAGGCUGGUCAUUCUAGACCGCAGCCACCACUGCAAUGUCACAUACAGCACCAGCAAUGGCAUCCAGCUCACGCCCAGCUCCAUGUACCACCAGCCACUGGCAAUGGAGGAAGUACCACCCUCGUACUCUGAGGCUGUGCUGGAACACAGGCCCCCAUGGUUUGACCUCCCCCCUCCUCCAUACCUACCAGAUUCCGAGAUCCCCAGCCGUUUGGAGCUGCCCCCCUACCGGUCCAGAGCAGGGAGCAUGCUGAGCUUUGGACAGCCAGCUACCCUCCAGGGAAGUGCUGAAAUGAGAGACUGCCUGCUCAACACCAGGUUAGAGGUGGGGCUCUGAGCAAAGCCACAGUGACCGCAUGGAACAGCAGUUGUGUGUUCUUGCACUACUUAUUAUUUAAAGAGAGUUUGGAUUGAAGGAUUUAACUUGAGAAGCAAAAAGAAUAAUUCACACACUUUAACCAUGGGUUUGUCCCUUUGUUGUGAAGACACAACUAUGGCAUCCAGCUGUGUGACCUUGAGGAAUAAAAUCCAAUUUUUCCACUGAUGUUCGACCCAGGAAACUUGCCCUUUUUGCGGACGUCUCUGUGGGGUAACCAGGAAACUGGACUCGAAAUCUAAACAGGAAAUACCUAGAGAUUUUGAGGGAUGAAUGAUCUCGGAUAAGCUCCUGAUAUAAAUGCACUCUCUCACCGAUUAAAGAAACAUUGCGAAUCACUAAA
Chiloscyllium plagiosum (whitespotted bambooshark) is the source of this 1354-nucleotide messenger RNA. RefSeq names its product low density lipoprotein receptor class A domain containing 3 (gene ldlrad3). Gene Ontology annotation, biological process: receptor-mediated endocytosis. The record is from RefSeq and is a predicted model, not a curated record. Gene Ontology annotation, cellular component: plasma membrane. Gene Ontology annotation, molecular function: protein binding. Lineage: Eukaryota; Metazoa; Chordata; Chondrichthyes; Orectolobiformes; Hemiscylliidae.